This is a messenger RNA of Mobula hypostoma (lesser devil ray), 4394 nucleotides long. RefSeq names its product ephrin-B2-like. Gene Ontology annotation, cellular component: plasma membrane. The coding region runs from base 487 to 1494 and encodes 335 amino acids. Gene Ontology annotation, molecular function: ephrin receptor binding. The transcript is spliced from 5 exons. Lineage: Eukaryota; Metazoa; Chordata; Chondrichthyes; Myliobatiformes; Myliobatidae. Gene Ontology annotation, biological process: blood vessel morphogenesis; ephrin receptor signaling pathway; axon guidance. The record is from RefSeq and is a predicted model, not a curated record.
AGUGACCAAGUAGCGAGAAAAGCGGCUUACACAACACACGGAAUAACACAUACCGCGUUUGUAUGUGCGCACAUCGUCUCGUACCUCUGUGACAACCUAUCGAGCAGAUUCGGCCAUCGCAAACAGCAAAGGUUAAAAGAGGGGGGGAAAAAAGGGUUGCAUCUGAAAUUUUGGCUCGUUCUGCUGUUGCAAGCAAGUGCCUCGCUGCAAAAGAGUUGCAGCAAUUUACAGGAACACAAGGGGAAUGAGGAGGACAGUCUGCCGGGUGUGAGAUCCGGAGCCCCCGCUCAGCAAACAACCCCAGUGGAUCAGUAGCGACAGAAACGCCAGGGUUCAUUUCAAGUUUCGACAAGGCAGCCUCGGAUCAAACGUGUGCUUUUGGUAAAAGGAUACCUUUGAGACCUUCGUACAGAAUCGCGCCCAGGACAAGGACAGACAAAAAUAUAAAUUUAUCCCAGUAUAAUCGGAGACCAGUGAUCAGCGACAAUGGCGAUAAGAAACUCGCUUUGGAAAUACUACUUGGGAAUUUUGUGCGUUUUCUGCAGGGUGGCUGUAUCAAACUGUGAAAUUUUGGCACCUAUAUAUUGGAAUUCCUCAAAUCCCAAAUUUCUACCUAGCAAAGGACUGGUGAUGUACCCACAGAUAGGAGACAAACUAGAUAUUAUCUGCCCUAAGGUGGAUUCCAGGAUCACUGGACAGUAUGAAUACUUCAAACUGUACAUGGUGUCAAAAGAUCAGGCAGACAACUGCAACGCUGUGCCCAGCCCCACACCAUUACUCAAUUGCAACAAGCCAGAUCAAGAUGUCAAGUUUACCAUAAAGUUUCAGGAGUUCAGCCCUAACCUCUGGGGAUUGGAAUUCAAGAAGUAUGAGGACUACUACAUUAUUUCAACAUCAAAUGGUACUUUGGAAGGACUGGAAAACCGGGAGGGAGGAGUGUGUCAAACCAAAGCCAUGAAGCUUAUAAUGAAAGUUGGACAAGAUGCAAAUUCUAUGGAACGAAAUGAAAAAGCAACCAGUGUUCCUGGAAAUGGACGAGAUGGCACCACAAGCAAGCCCACUCAAAAGACUGAAAAUGAAGGUGGGACACACUCACAGAGUAGUGACAGUAAGUCUUCCACUACACCCAGGGAUUCGGGUAAGAGCAAGUUCCUCAACUCCGAUGUGGCCUUAUUUGCUGGCAUUGGAUCGGGCUGUGUGAUCUUCAUCAUCAUCAUCAUUAUGUUGGUGGUUCUGCUGCUGAAAUACAAGAGACGUCACAGAAAGCACUCUCCGCAGCAUACUACUACUCUCUCUCUCAGCACGCUGGCCACCCCCAAGCGGGCCGCUAAUAAUAAUGGCUCUGAACCCAGUGACAUUAUCAUUCCAUUAAGGACUGCAGACAGUGCAUUUUGUCCACAUUAUGAAAAAGUCAGUGGAGACUAUGGACAUCCUGUGUAUAUAGUCCAGGAGAUGCCACCACAGAGCCCAGCAAAUAUAUACUACAAAGUCUGAGAUCAGAGGACAAAAGGUAGUUUGGGAUUCUGAAGAAUACUCUUGGCCUGUUGCAACCUGGGUCUUCUGCUGAAAUUAGUGGUGACUCUUACUCUUUGCACCAGGAUUGACUUUAAAUAUGUAGGAGAAUUAAAAGGGGAAAAUGGAAGCUUUGCAGGAUAUUCAGCUGAAGAGAGAGUUGGUUAGUGUCUAUGGUUUGUGUAGGAAUCUGCUUAAAGUUAAAUACCAGGAGCAGCAAGUUGGAGGAGAGUUGAGUCAGGGACUCAAUCGAACUGUUCCACCUUCUACUUUCACCAUUAAUUUAUGGACCACGUGUUACAAACAUACCAGGAAGCAAAAUGCAAAUGGAUGUUUGAACUAUCUAUCACUGUAUUUAUAACCAAUAAGGUUUUACGCUUUGGAUAUUCAGCAAUAGAAAAUAGUCAGUCUGUACUUUCCCUAGACUGUUAACUUUUAUAUUAACCGGAUUUCAUAAAUCCACUUCUGUCCUUGUUCUUGUGUUCUUGAGUUUUACUCCCUCCUAUUGUUUCCCUGUUACAGUAUUACUUAUUAACCUGAAGGCCGUUUUGCCUUCGAACACAAUCACUAGAACUUCAGGAGCUUUGUGGAAAUUGCCACAACGUUAACCUUUAUUAACCAUCCCAGUCACCAGGUGAUAGUAGACGCACGGCAGCUACAUUCUAAUCAGUUACACAUAGAUGUGGGGACAUAUUACAAAUAAGCAGGAGACUGCAAGUUUACCUGUGACAUUUAACUGCAUUUGCAGUUGUAUGCUGCUGUCUUUUGAAUCUGAGAAGGAAGUGUAGAGAUAGAGAUUAUUAGGGAGCACUUUGGUACUAAAAGUUCCAAGAUGUAGACUGGUAGACAUGGUGACAAGCACAGUGCUGUAGGGCUGCACUUUAAAUGAACUUAAAUAAUUAUUUUGAGCAAAAUUGACAGAGUGAAAUGCCUCUUUUUUUAAGGGAAAGGGCCAACAUCAACGAAUAAAGGCAUCGGUGGGGAUAGCUCAUGAUGCUCUUCAGAACAGUGCAACAAUGGUGUGGACACACUAAGGGAAUGUACUGCCUUCCAAUUUGAAUGCUUUAUAUGAAUAGACUGUAGAGCAGUCUCUGUAUUACAUGGUACAGCUUCUCGUACUGUAGCUUGAACCUUGGGGGAUAUCCUUGAAAUACUCGUUAGGUGCACACACACACACACACACACACACACACAAAAAACUCUACUUAAAAUGGACAAUGGAAUAGAAGGGACCAAGUGAUAAAAUGCCAGACAUGGUCAUUGGGUUAUUAUGGGUCAAUAUUUGUGGUCAGAAUUACUCUGCAAGUAUACAUCGUGGUUAGGAGAGGGCCAUUGGAACAUUAGACUAACUGGAUGAUUGGAACGAGCCAAAAAAUGUUUGGACAUUUGCCUCUGGGAAUGAAAUCUAGUUUCCGUAAAUAAAUGACUAAAAUAAGAGUCCUCAUAAGAAAACAAAAGCUAAAAAAAAUACUGCUUCAUGCUAGCAAAAAAAAUGGAAGGAUUUUUUUUAUCCUUGAUCAAGUAAUGUACACACAAGCCUAAUAUUUUAGAAAAUACCUUUCAAACAAUAGUGCCCUGGCAUUGUCAGUCUGUUUGAAAAUCAUCUUCAGCCUUGGGGUGAGCUGCAGCAUAGUGUGAUAUUAAUCGCCACCCUGUGAUAUCUGGCAGCAUAAAUUCAAAGAUCACACAGUAAUAGCAGCACGAAAGGCUGGUCUCAGGAAUCCCAAAAGGGAACCUGCAAAAUGGUUGCCUAACCUAAUCCUUGAACCUAAAAAUUAUGUUAGCAACAAAAGUGAAGCACUUUUGCAUAUACUUAGACUGUUGCCAUGGUGAUGAAGUACAUUACAUGUGCAUCCAAUUCUCUACCAUUUCCAUGCAAAGUGUUAUUUUUGUGGGCCUUUGGGACGAGCAACAUUUUAGCAGAGACAUUUCUUGGUUGUACACGAUUGUGUUUGUUCUUUAAGAAUUAUUUUAUGGAUUAUCCGCAUAUGGCUGUGUUGUCAUUUUAAAGCAGACUGUGUAAAUGGCAGGUGAAGUUCAACAUUGAAAUUAAAACUGGUAUGGCAUUGACGGGAUUCCUGGUUUACAGAAUGUGCAGUGGUUGUGUCCAAUGUAGAGUAAGGCACUUUAAACAGAUUGCUUAUGGUUUGUCUUACUCAUCCCUCCCAAAACUAAUGUCACUGUAACUGCCUUGCAGACACAAUCAUCCUCUUACCUGCUUUUCGAAGUUGCACUGCGCAGUUAGCUGAUGUAAGUUGUGAAGCUGUAAAUGCGUGGGAUAUUUUCAUGUGUCACGAUUUGGGCAGGGCAGGAGAAGAGAGUUAAAAUAGCCUUAUUCACCUUUUUAGUAACAGAAGUUCACAAUAGAGCAUGAAUCUGAUUUUUUUUUUCCCUCAAGUAAAAUGUUUUGUGUAAAUAGAAGAUUUUUUUAAAAACAAAUUCUAAGGAGGAAGUUUUGUAUAAAAUCUGAAUUUUUUGCAACGUAUUUUUAGCUACAGCUUGUUUUCGAGGCAGGUCAUUCCCCUUUACACUGUUUCAAAAUGGAGAAGAAAGGAAAUUGGUAAAUUUAUCAAAUUGACCGCAGCAUUUUUGUGCCAUGAAUAUUUAUUUAAUUGUUCCUUUGUCCAGUUUGUACACACAGUAUUAAGCUUGCUUUAUAAAUAUUGACUGUUGCCUUUUCAUACGUUCCCCACUUUUUGUAAUCUCUUCUUUCCAUCAUCCUUUUCGGAAGUGUUUAAUUUUCACCUACAAUCCCCUGCUGUCGAAGGAAAAACAAACACAAUUAAAAUCACAUUCCACUAGUCUGUUACAAACUGAAAUUGUUUUUAAAUAAAAGAUUUUUUUCCUAUGGAAAACUGGCUGGGAUUCUUUUUUUUUCUUCC